This is a messenger RNA of Eufriesea mexicana, 1551 nucleotides long. RefSeq names its product RNA-directed DNA polymerase from mobile element jockey-like. The transcript is spliced from 4 exons. NCBI's taxonomy places the organism in Eukaryota, Metazoa, Arthropoda, Insecta, Hymenoptera, Apidae. Bases 1 to 1551 code for a protein of 516 amino acids. Gene Ontology annotation, molecular function: catalytic activity. The record is from RefSeq and is a predicted model, not a curated record.
AUGCUCAACCAAUUAAUGCAGCAAAACAGCAUGCAUCGACUUUAUCACACUAAUCACCCAGAUAAUACAGCCCAUGCUGGGGCAGCAAUUUUAAUUAAGGACUCGGUUGCCCAUUGUCUAUUAAGAAACUAUUCAAAAGAUUGCAUGCAAGCUACAUCUAUCAUGGUAGUAACCCAACUACCAUUGGCUUCCAAAUUCAUAUUAGGUGGUGACUUCAACAGCAAAAACACAUUAUGCGGUUCUCGGCUAUCCACUGCCAAAGGAGAGGAAUUAGCUAAAUUGCUACACGAAAAGAAAUACGCAUUUCUAUCCUCUGGGAUUUUAACUUACUGGCCUACUGAUUGCACGAAGACACCUGACCACCUUGAUUUUUUCAUCUCUUCAUUCAUUGCUCAAUGCUAUAUGGACAUAGAAUCAAGCCACGACUUAUCGUCUGAUCACUCACCUAUAGUUAGUACUGCAGUAAUUAAAAAGAAAACUGCUCCCAAGUUGCACAAUUCUAAAACUGACUGGGAUACAUUUAGGGACAGCAUUACUGAGAAUGUUAAUUUAAACAUAAGACUAAAAAAUCCGGAAGAACUUGAGGUAGCCACCAUUAAUUUCAUUUCGCUAAUUCAGCAUGCAGCCAAAAUAGUCACUCCACAGCCUAAACUACAAAAUUCAACGCAGUUUACCCCAAUAGAAAUUAAAAAACUAAUAAUUGACAAAAGAGGAGCAAGGGCGAAAUGGCAGCGAUACCGCUCUCCUACAGAUAAGACGAUAUAUAAUCGAAUAAGCAACACACUUAAAGGCAAACUAAAGGAAUUACGUGAUAAUUCGUUUCAAAAUUACAUUGUAAACCUCAGUCGUUAUGACAAUUCUAUAUGGCGUGUAGCUAUUUCAGCUCUAAAACCGAUCGAAUCAAAUCAUCCGAUUCGUAUACAAUCUACUCCUCCUGGUCCAUGGGCUAAGAGGAGCAAAGAAAAGGCGAAUCUAUUUGCUAAGCACCUUGAGGAUGUAUUCUCUCCGAAUAGCAUUCAUCCCGAUCAAGAUAUUGUGGAUUGCUUAAAUGCUGGACUUACGAACUCUGCUAAUUCGAGUUCAAUUAGACUCGUCUCGACUAACGAAGUUAAAAAAGAAAUCUCUAAGCUGAAUAACAAGAAGAAAUCUCUUGGCUCGGACCUAAUAACUGCAACAAUUUUUAAAGAAUUACCUAAAAAAGGUAUAGUAGUGCUAACCUACAUUUUCAAUGCUGUCUUCAGAUUAAACUAUUGGCCUAAAUCGCUUAAAGCAACUGAAAUUAUGUUAUUCUCGAAGCCGGGGAAAGACCCUAGCGACGUCUCCUCUUAUAGACCAAUAAGCCUAUUACCUGUCAUUUCCAAAGUACUAGAGAGACUUCUGUUCCAAAGAAUUACGCCUUAUUUAAAUUUUAUCCCGAAUCAUCAAUUUGGCUUCCGGCGUCAGCACUCUACGAUUCAACAAUGUCAUAGAGUCGUUAGAGUGAGGGGAAAUGUAGAAGUCUGCACAAACAACUACCCACUAAAACCACCUCUCUGUAUUGUACCUGAAUAG